This is a messenger RNA of Spea bombifrons (plains spadefoot toad), 1041 nucleotides long. It is a transcript of the gene ORMDL2, whose product is annotated as ORMDL sphingolipid biosynthesis regulator 2. Lineage: Eukaryota; Metazoa; Chordata; Amphibia; Anura; Pelobatidae. Gene Ontology annotation, cellular component: endoplasmic reticulum membrane. The transcript is spliced from 4 exons. Gene Ontology annotation, biological process: negative regulation of ceramide biosynthetic process; intracellular sphingolipid homeostasis; ceramide metabolic process. The record is from RefSeq and is a predicted model, not a curated record. Bases 138 to 599 code for a protein of 153 amino acids.
AGCGUUCACAGUAGGAGGCAUAGCAAGUGUAAGCCAUCAUCCUGCUUGGGUUACUAGGCAGUAAGCGCGUUUCCGCUUGCACCGGAAGUGGAAGUGUUUCCUGGCGACCGGUGACAGGCGACGGUCUUAGCUGCAGAAUGAAUGUUGGGGUUGCUCACAGCGAGGUGAACCCCAACACCCGUGUACUAAACAGCCGGGGAAUAUGGCUGGCCUACAUUAUCCUGGUGGCCUUCCUACAUAUCAUCCUCCUGAGUUUUCCAUUUUUUAGUGUUCCUGUUGUGUGGACCCUGACGAAUGUAAUCCAUAAUCUGAUUAUGUAUCUGUUCCUGCACACGGUGAAAGGUACACCUUUCGAGACUCCUGACCAGGGUAAGGCAAGACUCCUGACUCACUGGGAGCAGAUGGACUAUGGCCUCCAGUUUACCUCAUCGCGGAAGUUCCUCACUAUAACGCCUAUAGUUCUAUAUCUUCUUGCCAGUUUUUACACAAAGUAUGACGCUGUCCAUUUCUUCAUAAAUACAACGUCGCUGCUCAGUGUUCUCCUUCCCAAGCUCCCACAAUUUCAUGGUGUCAGGAUAUUUGGGAUAAACAAGUACUGAAGAACGCUGUAUAUCUCCUCUACAACAUCGUGUGUUUUUGGACAAUGAGAACAUCUGUCUGCUGCCAACGGCUCCUUUUAAAAUUGAUGCUCUGCAGAGGACUGAUUGGCAGAAAUUAACAGGCCAUAUCUCACAACCAUUCAACCACCUAAAAGCAUCCAGUUCUCCUUGGCACCAAAGAUUUAGCAGGGAAACGUCUUAAUGUACCCCUCUGACGUAAAGGAGGAUGGUGGAUCAGAGCUUUAUAAACAUCACAUAAUGAGUUAUGCACUGUAUCCCGGCAUGGAAAUUUCAUUCUGCCAUCACAGCUCCCCAUCACAUGUGGACCAUGACAUUUGCCUUUAAAACCCCCCUAGUCAAACAGGAUGGCCAAGUUCAUUUUUGUAUACUUUUCAAACUGUACACCGGUGUCUGUACUAAAUGAAGUACUUUAGUAAACAAA